GACAUGUGGGGUAACAAACCUCGUUGAGCAAUUGGGAGGAUAUGGAUCAUGGUAAAUGUCGAUUUCGUAAAGAAUAAAGUGCCUCUGAUAAUAUUCAAUAAAUUCUAUCAAUAUUUUAUCAGUAUAUCAAUUCUCUGUUUAUAUCUUCUUCAAAUAUUUCUCGCCAUCUAAAUAAUCCGAUACUACGUUGACAAAAUAUCACAAGAUGAAUACGGAAAUCACAAAGCCCUGCCACAUCUGGAGGCGCCAGGGCAAAUGCUGGAGAGGCGCAAGUUGCAAAUUUUCGCAUUCUUUUGAGCAUAAUACUGGUUCGUACUCCUUGCACGAAGCUCACUGAACAGUGGAAAUCAUACACUGAUGAUUCUUGAUAGAGGGCUGCGAUGCCGACGGUCGCAAGGUUUUCUAUCCCACCGGCACAGCACGUAUGCCAGCCCAGGCUUCCAGAAACACAGGCACAGUCAUUGCCACUAUCAGUCUUUCUUCUCUUGAGCCCUACGACGCAAAUAAUUUCAUCACAAUUACGGGAUUCAAAUAUGUCACGUCCUACAACAUCUCAAAUGGAAAACCGACUACUAUCAUGGUUCCUGGCUCUCCACCAAAAUGGUCUCCGCCCGCUUUGCCAACCACACUACAGUCGAACAUUGGCAGUAAAUUGACUGAUAAAGAAGCAUAUCAAGCGCAAGUGUCGACGAAUUCGUUAUUUGCCGCACUUUCCGUCAGUAUUGCGCAUACAGAUACACGUACUCUCCCCUCCACGGAUCUUAUCAUAGAUCGCAAUGUGCUUCGAAAACUACUAGACUUCGUUGGUGGAAAGGUUGACCAGUCAUGGGAACUUAAUGUCCAGAUGGUCCGAAACACUAUGGUCUUUGAGAAGAAUGAACAAGGAGUUGCCAGGUAUAGUUCUCAGGGUUAUGGUAUUCCAUUUGAGAGGGCGUUUUUGAAGUACGAGGACGACUCAUUGAAGGGGACUAGCGGACACUACCGAAUGGCUACUUACGAGAUUGGAGGCAUGCAAUGGAUGGUCAGAUUUGAGGUUGAUGGAUAUUACGACGUGCGAAGUACGAAGGAUAUUACUGGAAGUUUUCAAAGUUUGGAUCUGGGUCAGGCAAGACACGGCCUACAAUCCCUGAAUACAAAUCCAAAUGUGAACGAGUCGAGUUACCAGGGCAUCAGAAUUGUCAAAAGCGAAAUUGAAAUGUGCAUUCUCCCGAUGAUAGAGGUCAAAACUGCGAAAGUGGGAAAAUCUCCAACGCGAGCUAAAUGGAUGCCGCAGCUCUAUUUCUCCCAAGUCAAGCAUCUAAUUAUAGCCAAUCACAAUGACGGGGUUUUUGAAAAAUCAUAUAUCACGGAAUCUGACAAGAGCGAAGACAUGCGAGAGUGGGAAGUAGCAAACCAGGAAAAAUUACAGAAACUUCUACAACUAAUUAGAGCUGUUAAAAACACAGUAAAUAAAACUAAGGGAAGGAAGGCAACAGUUUUAUGUAAAAAGAGUGAGAAAAAGGAUGAGAUUCUCAUUCUUGAGCAGAAAACGAAGGGCCUGAAGUUGGGAGAAGGAGUUACCGAGCAGUUAUGGGGACCACCAGCCACGAAUGUGAUUCAGAGCUUCUAAUUAAUGGCUACUGUAGCCAGCAAUGAGAUAGAUGGCAUUGGUCCUUCGAUUUAUUUCAUAAAUUAUAUGGAGUUCAGGCAUCGAUUCCUCCAGUCACUAAGUCACUAUUUUAUAUUGAAAUUACCGGAAAACUAAUCCUGUUGCAUCAUGGUAUAUUAUUCAAUGGUGGAAGUUCUUACGAAUAUCAAGACUUUUCGUGUCUUAACUGCGGUCGGUUGGUUAUAAAUCAU
Molecule: messenger RNA, 1839 nt
Organism: Sclerotinia trifoliorum
Lineage: Eukaryota; Fungi; Ascomycota; Leotiomycetes; Helotiales; Sclerotiniaceae
Source: the annotation of a GenBank genome assembly